Daucus carota subsp. sativus is the source of this 850-nucleotide messenger RNA. Its product is annotated as nucleobase-ascorbate transporter 3. Gene Ontology annotation, biological process: transmembrane transport. The record is from RefSeq and is a predicted model, not a curated record. The coding region runs from base 78 to 773 and encodes 231 amino acids. NCBI's taxonomy places the organism in Eukaryota, Viridiplantae, Streptophyta, Magnoliopsida, Apiales, Apiaceae. Gene Ontology annotation, molecular function: transmembrane transporter activity. The transcript has 6 exons. Gene Ontology annotation, cellular component: plasma membrane; plasmodesma.
CUCCACAGAACUUACUGACUAAACUCCAGCUAAGUACACAACCAAAAGAAGUAAAAAAGAGACAAGAAAUCUAAGAAAUGGAAAAGACUAAUCACCACCCUGAGCACCAACAUCAAAAUCCUCCGGUUAAUCAUCAACCUCCUCCGGUGUUUUUUCCUCCACUCGGUGCAGCCAGGGGACCCUCCUUCCCCCCAAAUGAACAACUCGUCCAGCUCAACUACUGCAUCCACUCUAACCCCUCUUGGCCUCAAACUGUUUUGCUAGCAUUCCAGCACUACAUUGUGAUGCUUGGAAGUGUUGUUAUGAUCGCCACCAUACUUGUCCCUCGAAUGGGUGGAGGUCCGGGUGACAAAGCCCGGGUGAUUCAAUCGUUGCUGUUUAUGUCGGGAAUUAAUACCCUUCUUCAGACCUUUCUCGGGACAAGACUUCCUACGGUGAUGGGACCAUCAUUUGCUUAUGUCAUAUCAGUAUUCGGAAUUAUCAACGAUUUCUCUGAUAGCAACUUCUCGAGUGAGCACCAGAGGUUUCUUCAUUGCAUGAGAUCAAUUCAAGGAUCUCUCAUUGUUUCAUCCUUCAUCAACAUUAUACUUGGAUAUGGUAGGGUCUGGGCCAACCUUACAAGGCUUUUCAGUCCAGUUGUAAUUGUGCCAGUUGUUUGCGUGGUUGGUCUUGGCUUAUUUGGAAGAGGAUUCCCACAGCUUGCAAACUGUGUUGAGAUUGGCCUCCCCAUGCUAAUUUUGUUUAUCACUGUUUGUGGAUUUAAAGUUUAUUAAUUGGCCGAAUAAUGUUGGCUAGUUAAAUUGUUGUUUUAUCGAAAUUUUGCAAAUUAAUUGAUUAGUUUAAUUGUACC